AUGUCAGCAGAGGUUCAUUACAAAGGUAGGUUAGUUGACUCAUCAUUCAUAAGACCCCAACAUCCCAUAAAUUUGGUAUUGUGUUUAGAUGGAACACAAAAUGAAUUUGGACUCUUACCCUUCUCCAACAGUUUAAGAUUUUUUCAACUAUUGGAUAAGGAUGAUGUUAGACAAAUAUCCUACUACCAACCAGGGGUGGGAGUUAAGUUUACUAGUUCGGUCAAUCAGAACGUUAUCAAUGGUAACCUCAAAACUUUAGGUAGACAGAUUGAUGCUGUAUUCGCUUUCACAUUUGAGCUACAUGUUAAAGCUGCUUAUAUGUUUCUAAUGAGAUAUUAUCAGCCUGAAGACCGUAUUUACAUCAUAGGGUUCAGUAGAGGAAGUUUUGCCGGAAGAAUUUUAGCAGGGAUGUUGGAAAGUGUGGGGUUGUUGAAUAAAGGAUUGGAAGAAAUGGUAAACACAGCUUGGGAGAUCUAUUGUAAUUGGGAGAAUUCAGGUCAACCCAAUAAUGAAGCUUUUGCAACCAAUUUGGUGACUGAGUUUCGUAAAACGUUCUGUAGGACUCAGGUUAAAAUCCGUUUCAUGGGAUUAUUUGAUAGUGUGAACUCUGUUGGUCUUUUGAAAGAUAAGAUGUUUCCUUAUACCAGUAAGAGCAGUAUUGUUGAACAUGUCAGACAUGCCGUAAGUAUAGAUGAACGUAGAGGGAAAUUCAAGCAAGUGCUUUUCGAAGCCUUCAGUUAUUUCCCCCACUUGACCGAUUUAGAAUAUGAAGAUUGUGUAGAUAUCGAUGAUAACAAGAGUUUUGUAUAUACGGGGAACGUCUAUUUGAACAGAUUGACCGACCUAAUUCGAAAACUUUUGGGCAGACCUCCAUUAAAUCGAAGAAUCGAUGAUGACUGUACUUGUCAGGACAUCAAAGAGGUUUGGUUUCCAGGUAAUCAUGGAGAUGUAGGAGGAGGAUGGAAACCUGAUGAGGGUACAAAUCAAUGUUUAUCUAAUAUGUCAUUAAGAUGGAUGUUAUCCCAAGCUAUUGAAUUUGGUAUAAUAUUCAGACCCCGGUCCAUUCAUGACUUUGAUCAAUCACAUCCUAAUUUAGCUACAUUCUUAUCCUAUAACCAUGAUAUUCUAUCGCUCAAACAUCAGAGAGAUAUGAACCACGAUCGAUAUUUGAAGUUACCAUCCUAUCCUAUAAUUGGAAGCAAAGGUAAUGGGGCAUCAUCAAUUUUCCAAGUAUUAUUCUGGUGGGCUAUUGAGCUACUACCCAUUGGGAUUAAGGUAGAAGAUGAGAAUGGUCAAUGGAAGAAUAUUUAUAUUCCCAAUUUGGGAAGAAAUCGUAAGAUGCCUCCUAAUGCUUCUUUGCAUUGGAGUGUAUUCUAUAGAUUACAUUAUUUCAAAGAUUAUAUGCCUGGGAAUCUACCUGAUGAUCUUGGCCCAAAAUUUUUGUCUCUGAUUGGUUUUUCCUCAUUAGCAGCCACCCCAGAAUAUCAACACUUCGCUGAAAACCUAACAAUAGAGAAAAUCAAGAACGAUUGGAAUUCUAAUGUUUGGCAAACAUUACCUGAUGAACUACAAGAGAUUUUAAAAGAAAAUCCAGAUAUUUGA
This is a messenger RNA of Yamadazyma jaroonii, 1602 nucleotides long. The record is from the annotation of a GenBank genome assembly. Lineage: Eukaryota; Fungi; Ascomycota; Pichiomycetes; Serinales; Debaryomycetaceae.